Ostreococcus lucimarinus CCE9901 is the source of this 912-nucleotide messenger RNA. RefSeq lists its product with no specific name. Lineage: Eukaryota; Viridiplantae; Chlorophyta; Mamiellophyceae; Mamiellales; Bathycoccaceae. The record is from RefSeq and is a predicted model, not a curated record. Bases 1 to 912 code for a protein of 303 amino acids. Gene Ontology annotation, molecular function: 3'(2'),5'-bisphosphate nucleotidase activity. The transcript has a single exon. Gene Ontology annotation, biological process: sulfate assimilation.
AUGCGCGCGCGCGGACGGAACGCCGUCGCGGAACGCAAGCGCGAUUCGACGAUCGCGACGGUGGCGGACGUCGCCGCGCAGGUGGCGUGCGCGAGGGCGCUGCGCGGCGGCGAGGGCGAAGAUUUCGUGGGCGAGGAGACGACGCGAGCGCUGGACGGUGACGCCGACGUCGUGACGGCGAUUUUGACGGCGUGUGGGGCGGGAGUGGACGAAACGGAGGCGAGGGAACGGCUGAGGGAGACGUCGGGGGGGAUCGGGCGGUACUGGGUGUGCGAUCCUCUGGACGGCACGAAGGCGUUCGCGGCGAGCGACGACGCGGAUAAACAAUACGUGCUCGGAUUGGCGCUCAUGAGCGACGUCGGGACGCCGGAGAUCGCGGUGAUGAUAGCGCCGAAGUGGCCGGGCGGAGGAUUGGAGGUGGUCGCCGCGCGCGGUCGCGGGUGUUUCGCUCGCUCGCGCGACGACGAGACGAGCGCGUUUCGGCGCGUUUCGUGCGCGCAGCCGAAAGCGUUGUCGGACGCGAACGUCGUCAUUUCGGCGCACGAAUCGUUCGAGUCUUUGCCGCUCGGCCGGGCGGGCGUGUCGCCGGCGCGGGUGCGCCGAUUGUGUUGCGGGAGUCUGUGCAAAUACGUCGACGUCGUCGCUGGCUCGUCGUCGAUUUUUAUUCAACACGCAAAGGAGGGCGGCGACGACGCGUGCGUCAAUUCUUGGGAUCACGCCGCGGGUGUUUUAUGCGCCGAAGAGGCUGGUUGUGUCGUGACGGAUUUACACGGACGCUCGCUCGGGUUUCUCGGUCGCGACGGCGACAGACGGCGUUUCUCGCCGGGCGGCGGCGGCGUGAUUUGUGCGGCGAAAAGCGUUCACGAGAACGUCGUGCGAGCAUUUCGAGAAGGCAUUGCGAUGAGUUCCUGA